Messenger RNA from Bacillus rossius redtenbacheri, 2062 nucleotides. RefSeq lists its product as uncharacterized. The record is from RefSeq and is a predicted model, not a curated record. The transcript has 3 exons. Bases 279 to 620 code for a protein of 113 amino acids. Lineage: Eukaryota; Metazoa; Arthropoda; Insecta; Phasmatodea; Bacillidae.
CCUUCCACAAUUGUUAUAAAAGCUGUUUUCGAAGCGCGCGCGUUUCAGAAUUACGUAUCGAGCUGAACAGAACAAGAGAGCAAGAGCGCGCAGGGAGCCCAAGUGGAGUUUGGGUGCUGUGUGCGGGGACUCGAACCCACGCUCUUUCUUUCCUUCCUCCCCUCUUUUUUCCAGCCCUCUGGAACUCCUUUUCCUUCUUUAAAAACAAUCCUUUUAUUUACGCCCUUUACUUUCAUCCCCUGCAACGUUGUCCCUUCAAACGAACAACUCGACACAACAUGGCUGCCGUGGCGUUCGUUCUUCUGCUCGUCUCUUUCUGCUUCCUCGUGCACACUGGUGCAGCGAUAUCCUGCAUCAAGUGUGGUGACCUGUUCACAUUCAAGAAGGAGUGUGGCGAAGUCACGAACAAGGCCAAUCACCUUGUGGAGUGUGAUCCUGAUGUGACAAAAUGUUACUCCAUGAUAACACCUCUGAUGGGGAAGGUUGCGGUGCGAGGCUGCUACACGGACGACGUGAAGUACUUCUGCAAUGCAUUUGGUGCAUGCGAGAAGUGCAGCAACGACUUCUGCAAUGGCAAGAGCAACCUCAAGCACAAGUUUCUGAAGGCAAAGUACAUCUAGGACCUGUGGAAGAGAGAUGGAGAGAGAGAGUUCACGGUGGUUUUCGAAGUUCCUUGUUCGUCGAGUUGACGAGUCUCUUGUUUCCCACACGCUGUUGACAUUUUUCUACCACUGUCAGUAAGAACUUAAAAGGUUGGAAACCAAAUUUGAAGAACAUGAUUAACUUUUGUUUCUUUGUACUUUAGGACUAGCCACUAUGGUUUUCAAAAAAAUUGUUUUAAAACUAAGUAAAAUUUUGCAUACAUAACUAGUUAAAAAAAAGUAGCAAGAUUUUUUUUAAAAAGGCUACAAUGAUCAGGUGCAAAGGAAUACUUUUUGCUUGUUAGUUAAAAUGGAGGGAAGAGUCUAUAUUUAUAUAUAUUUUUAAAAAAAAUUUUUUUAAGAUUUUUAAAAUUUCGGUAGCGUUCUAGAACAAACGUUUUGAUUCAUGUGGAGUUAAUAUGUUUGUCAAGUCGUGCAAGCUGUUGGGCAACUGGAUAAGUCGAGUCCUCUCUCGUCUACACGUUUCACCAUGUUAUAAGGGACCUGGGAGAUUCCUUGUUGGUUGAACACCAGCUUGCACCAAUUAAUUUUGUUCGUUCAAAAAGUAUUCCUGUGUGAUGUGUACAUACGUACACAUAUAUAUUAACAUUUGGGCACUGCUCAUGUGUUUGAAUUUUCGGAUGUCUUUGUAAAUUCUGAAUGUUGACUGCUGUGAGACUCAUAUUGUAUUAAAGUAUUAUUUAAAAUGUAUGUAUUAUAUGUUAAUUGUAAUCAUUCAACAGAAAAGUAUUUUUUUUUCUAUUUUUACAUAUUUGUAAUGGAUACUUUUUCACUCUGAAUGUGUGUUGUGUUAGGUUUAAACUCUCGCCAUGAAGAUGAAAUUUGGUUUCUCAAUAGGCAAAAUCCAAAAGUUAAAUUGUUUUGAAUGAAUACAUAUAUUCAUAGGAUGAUUAUUAAUAUUAGUUUGACUUUCUAUUUGUGUGAUUGAACAUAUUUGUUGCUUUUCUUUCAUAUUAUAACUUGCUAUUAACUGAAACAUUGAGUUUUUUUAUGUUUAUCAAAAUUGUAAAUUUUAGUAAUAUAUUUAGUACCUACUCUUUUUCAUAGUCACUUUAAAGGAAUAAAAAAAUUGUUAUAUAACUAAAUUUUUUUAGUAGUCAAUACAUCCAGCCUAAUCAUAAAAAUAUUAGUAGUAUCGUUUGUGAAUAAAUAUGUUUUUCAUAUCCUGAAAUAAGCUGCAAGUAAUUAAAAUAUAAAAUAGUAACAACUAAAUUUUUAUUAUAUUAAAUAUUUGUUAAUUACAGAGAGUACUGGUUUCAUUUGAUAUUUGAUACCAUGUAUAUACUAUAGUGUGACAGUGUUGUUAAAUUAUUUUGGCAGCAUUUGAUAAUGUUGCAUGACUGACUUCUUUUGUACGAAUGAUGAAAAGAAAGUAUUUUCAAUAAAAUUUGUAAAAUCAA